Messenger RNA from Bradysia coprophila, 1352 nucleotides. RefSeq names its product zinc carboxypeptidase-like. Gene Ontology annotation, biological process: proteolysis. Gene Ontology annotation, molecular function: zinc ion binding; metallocarboxypeptidase activity. The record is from RefSeq and is a predicted model, not a curated record. NCBI's taxonomy places the organism in Eukaryota, Metazoa, Arthropoda, Insecta, Diptera, Sciaridae.
UAAGUUCACUGUUAUUACCAAUGAAACUGUUAAGUGGUCUCGUCUUAUUACUCGUGGCAGUCGUAAUCUCUGCCGAAAAAAUGAGAUUCGACCAUCACAAAGUCUACAAAUUGAAUGUUCAAAAUAAGGACCAAAUGAAUGUUCUACGACAACUUGAAGAAACACCGAACGGCGAUUACAAAUUCUGGAAUUCACCAACAGCCGGUCAAUCCGUUGAAGUAGUUGUGCCUCCACAAAAACUGUAUGAAUUCCAUGGUAUAAUGAACAGUUUCAAUAUUAACCACGAACUGCAGAUAGAUAAUCUUCAAACUUUAAUCGAUGCUGAAAGUCCAGUAGUACAACCCAGUGCUUUUGGCUGGACGGCCUACAAUAAUUACACGGAGAUAUACAAUUGGUUGGAUGAAUUGUUGGUAGCGUAUCCAGACGUUUUGUCAGACUAUGUAAUUGGUUACACCUACGAAGGUCGACCGAUUCGUGGUGUUAAAAUAUCUCAUAAUGAGGACAAUCCAACCAUAUUCAUCGAAUCGAAUAUACAUGCUAGAGAAUGGAUUACAUCGGCAACAGCGACUUGGUUUAUCAACGAACUUUUGACCUCGACCGAACCGGAAAUGCAGGACCUUGCACAAAAUGUAACUUGGUACAUCAUUCCAGUGUUUAACAUAGAUGGGUUCCAUUACACACAUACAACAAAUCGAUUGUGGCGCAAAACUCGCCAGAAUCACGCCACUAUUUGUUUCGGAACCGAUGCCAAUCGAAAUUUCGAUUUUCAAUGGCUGGUAAACAACGGUGCAUCAUCCAAUCCCUGCUCAGAAACCUUUGCCGGUCCAACACCAUUUUCUGAGCCAGAAACGAUUGCUCUAUAUGAAUUCCUCGAACCAAUAGCCAGUAGAAUCAACAUGUAUUUAUCAUUCCAUUCACAAGGCCAAUAUGUCCUGUUUCCCUAUGGUCAUACUUAUGAGCCGUCCAAUUACCACGACCUGUUGACUGAAGUUGGAAAUGCUGGAGGCGCAGGAUUUGCUAACCGCAAUGGGACCAUUUAUAGAGUCGGUCCAACAUCAACCACCUUAUAUAUUGCAUCGGGAACAAGUGUCGACUGGGCAUUCGACAAAUACGACAUUCCGCUAGCCUAUACAUUUGAGUUUAUUGGAUUGGGUUACGGUUUUGUUUUACCGCCUGAACAUAUUCUUCGCAAUUGCUACGAAACCAGAGACGCUAUUGUUGCUAUGGUCGCAAAAGCCCGUGAAUUGGAUUACAUGAAUGUUAAAACAUAGAAUCAAAAUUCUGAAAAUGUAAAGUUUUAUUUGGUCUUCCAUUCAAAUGAUUAAAUGGAAAUGUGAAGUACGAUCUUUCGU